Molecule: messenger RNA, 420 nt
Organism: Entrophospora sp. SA101
Lineage: Eukaryota; Fungi; Glomeromycota; Glomeromycetes; Entrophosporales; Entrophosporaceae
Source: the annotation of a GenBank genome assembly
GUUGUUUAUCAAGAUAAAGGAUUUCGUCGUCAAGUACAAAUGCGUAAAAUUCGUGAAUACUUUUAUGGAUUACCUAAAGUUGAAUUAUCACCUUGUUCAACCUUAAUUAAUUUAAAUGAUGUCACAAUAUUUCGUGUUGGAGUUGGUUCACUUGCUCCACCUUCUGCCCUUCCGAUCGGAUUUGAUAGAAGAGUUAGUGAAACUCAAUUAGUAAAGGUCGAACCGGACGAUACUUUACGACAUUCAAUUCUGGCCAUUACUGCAUCCAAUUCUUCUGAUGAAAUUGAAAUUCUUGAAUCCAGCAUCAUUGGUUCUGAAGUCGACACUAUCAAACAAAAAAUGACAAUUCUUUCACCAUGUCCUGGGCGGUUUCCAAAACAAUAUCUUUUGAUGGGAUCUUAUAAAUGGAUGGAAAGCUAG